ACCCCACCACCACCGCGACGACGCCUCACCCCCUCCCCUAACCCCCCAAAACAACACAAAGACGAAGAAAUCACGCGCCGCGCGACGCGACGACGGUAGAACCCGGCAGCGGGAGCGCGAGCUCGGUGUCCUGUCCACCGCCCACGGCAUUGCCCCGGGCCCGUGAGCGGGCGCGAGCGCGAGCGCGAGCGGAGAGGCGGGCUGGCGAUGGGUCGGCGCGGCGCCGGGGCGGCGGCGGCCGCGGCGGCGUGCGGGCGGUGGUGCCUGGUGAUCCUGGCCGUGGCGUCCGCGCUCGGCGUCUCCGGGCCGGCCUUCUACUGGCGCUACAAGAAGGGCUUCGCCUCCUCCUCCUCCUCCUCCCCCUCCGCGGCCGUCGUGUCCCCCUCGUGCCCGCCCUGCAGCUGCGACUGCCCGCCGCCGCUCUCCCUCCACUCCAUCGCCCCCGGGCUUGUCAACUUCUCAACUUCAGGUUGUGGCAAAAAUGAUCCUGAGCUUAGUAAAGAGAUGGAAAAACAGUUCGUUGAUCUUCUUAAUGAGGAGCUCAAGCUGCAGCAGAUUGUAGCUGAGGAGCAUAGUCAUCACAUGAAUGCCACUCUUGUUGAAGCUAAAAGACAAGCUACUCAAUACCAACGAGAGGCAGAGAAGUGUAAUGCAGCCACAGAGACUUGCGAAGAAGCUAGGGAGCGGUCUGAGGCGGCCAUUUCAAAGGAGAAGAAACUCACAUCAUUAUGGGAGCAAAGAGCUCGCCAAUUGGGUUGGCAGGACUCUAGAGUCAAAACUAUUUGAUAGCUUGACAUAUCGUUGUAUUUCCUUUUUCUUCUACAGGUAAAAUUAUUUUUGGUAGCUGCUGGAUUACUCCUUGCAGCCAAACCGAGCAGUGUCAAUUGUACGGCUUCACUUCCACUUGUAAUGUAUGUCUAUGUAUUAUCAGCUGUUCCAAGACCAAGAAUCAUAGUUACUGUCGAGAAUGUAGCUUCCUUAUAAACGUAACUAGUAUACAUUUACUCAAUGUUCGGAUUUAUUACUAAUAUAUCGUAGAUAUUCAGUGUUGUUGAUGUACACAUUUUGUUUGUGACGC
Oryza brachyantha (malo sina) is the source of this 1078-nucleotide messenger RNA. RefSeq lists its product as uncharacterized. The transcript has 3 exons. The record is from RefSeq and is a predicted model, not a curated record. Lineage: Eukaryota; Viridiplantae; Streptophyta; Magnoliopsida; Poales; Poaceae. Bases 208 to 786 code for a protein of 192 amino acids.